UCCUUCCCCUAUUGUCCUUCUAGCGCUGGGACAUAGUCUUUCAAUUCAUCUCUUCUCCCCUGCUUCAUCAGGUAUGCAGGUGAAGCAGUAGAAAACCAAUCAAUUCAAAGAUCUUAGAUGAAGACGAAUCUAUGAACAGCAAAAUCGUCGGAUCGCCUGAUUCUGCUUAUGCCAAUGAGGAAGUAGGUGCUAUCUUCAGGUUCGGUCUUUCAUUCCUCGCUCGGGGACUCUUUCGUGCUUGCUUGGGGUUCUUGCUUUUUUGUUUAGCAGCCCCGGACCAGAUUCAAUAGCUACCAUACCACUUCACGAAGUGAGCCUCCACCUAGACAUAGAAAGUCCUUUUCUAGCGGCUCUGCCUGAGACUGAGGAAAGCCCCAGCCCCGAGUCGGUUAAAGCCCAGCUCUUUCGGACUUCAAGUUCCGUGCUUCCCAAUUAGUCACUCAUCUCGCGCUACUAUUGAAUCUACUUUUUGAUUCACUUUUUGGAACAAAAACAAGAAAGAGCGUGCGUAUCUAACUAAUAGACUGAGACUCGGCCUUUAGACUAUCAGUUCCGUCCUUUUCUUGUCCUUUUACCGGAUUCGGACAUGAAUUCUAACUAUACAGAUUGUUUUGUUUAAGACAUUAUCGGGCAAGACUUUAGGUUCAAGUCAAGUGAUUGGAUAAUGGAUAGAGCUUGUGCAUCUUUUCGUUCAUAGUGGGAUAGGGUCCCCUUUUGUAUCUGACCUUUAGAUCAGGGGAGACAGAAUCAAUUCUAGAAGGUUUCAUUCUAUGCCCCCCCUCUCCUUAUCAGUCGAGCUAUUUCAUAACCUCAACUUUUCCAUUGCUUUGGCAGCUGCUCUCGCUUCGUGGCUUGCAGCGCCUGAAUCGAAUGCUCGAAUGUACUUGAUUUCCUUUGUCGCUUUAGCUGAGUUCGAAUUUCUCUCGGGCUGAAUUGAAUAGUAGCCUCAAGUCAUCUGACUAUCCCCCAUCCUGACUUGGCCCCUCCCUAUCCUUCCUUAGCUGCCCUCAAAGCUUCUCUUGAUUACUUUCUUUCGGCAAGGGCAGUUGUAGUUUAAAAGAAAUCCCGACGAGAAUCACUCGAGGAUCAGGGGGCAACUACUACUAUUAUAAGACAGACUUGGCUUCAGACGGACCAAUGCCCUUCCUUGAUCUUUCACCUCAUAGAUCAAGAUCAGGCCCAACUUCUUGCUUUUUUGCUGCUGGCCUAGCCUAUCUUCCCCCUAUUUUAUUUUCUAGUCUUCCUUUAGCUUUGCAAUUUAAACUAAGUUCGAUGGCCCGAAGCGGCCACACCAACCCCCCGUUGCCUGUUAUGAAUAGAACCAGGCUAUGUCUGAUUCCUUAAUUAAUCUGAGAUGAGCUUGAAAAAGGCUUUUCAUAAACUCUUUUCUUUCUCUCAUUAAAGAAUGUUACGUCCAAUUAUUCCCAUGUUUUUCUUGGUAAACCCAACCGGCGAUUUCCGUGAGCAAGAACAAGUCUCUCUUCUUUUUUUGGGGGGAGCGGAAUAUUGUUUUUUUGUCAAUUUUAUGGAGUUCCUGAGAAGGGCUUUUCUAUUUAUUCAAGAAUUUUUUUUUUGUCACGAUCAGGAACAAGAGGAGUCACCAUAUUCCAAUGAGCAGCCAGUUCACAAAUUGUCAAAAAAGGAAAUGGCUGAUCGCCUAGAAAAAAUUCUUAAAAAGGAAAGUGGCGAUGAUGGCUAAAGCUACUACUUGGAGGGUAAUCUUUCUUUUUCUGAUGUUUCCUGACGUACUGGAGUGAUAACAUUUGAAUUUCUCUUACAUUCUACGUUCCCGAAACGGAUCCUAUCAAAUAUUUCACAUUUUCUAUGAUUAUCUCUAUUUCAGGUAUUCGGGGAAUCCUCCUUAAUAGACGAAAUAUUCCUAUUAUGUCAAUGCCAAUUGAAUCAAUGUUAUUAGCUGUGAAUUCGAACUUUUUGGUAUUUUCUGUUUCUUCGGAUGAUAUGAUGGGUCAAUCAUUUGCUUCAUUGGUUCCAACGGUGGCAGCUGCGGAAUCUGCUAUUGGGUUAGCUAUUUUCGUUAUUACUUUCCGAGUCCGAGGGACUAUUGCUGUAGAAUCUAUUAAUAGCAUUCAAGGGUCAGGGCCUUUCUCGCUGGGCGAAUUGAGUUCGCAGGCUAGAAAGAUGCUAUUUGCUGCUAUUCUAUCUAUUUGUGCAUCAAGUUCGAAGAAAAUCUUAAUUUAUAAUGAAGAAAUGAUAGUAGCUCGUUGUUUUAUAGGCUUUAUCAUAUUCAGUCGGAAGAGUUUAGGUAAUACUUUAAAAAUGACUCUCGACGGGAGAAUCCAGGCUAUUCAGGAAGAAUCGCAGCAAUUCCCCAAUCCUAACGAAGUAGUUCCUCCGGAAUCCAAUGAACAACAACGAUUACUUAGGAACAGCUUGCGAAUUUGUGGCACCGUAGUAGAAUCAUUACCAAUGGCACGCUGUGCGCCUAAGUGCGAAAAGACAGUGCAAGCUUUGUUAUGCCGAAACCUAAAUGUUAAGUCAGCAACACUUCCAAAUGCCACUUCUUCCCGUCGCAUCCGUCUUCAGGACGAUAUAGCCAGAAGGUUUCACGUCUUAGUGGGGAAAAGAUUUAGCCCCUGGUGUAUCUCGAAAGCAGAAAGAGUAGAACUCAUUCGAGAGAGCUUGGUGGUCUUAAGAAUGGUUCGGGUGGGGGAUUCUUCUAAAAUAAAGUGAAAAUGCCAUGGAAGAUUCUCUUUUUCAUGUUUGGUCUGGAUAUGGAUAGUCUAGUACUGACUAUGCAUAGGACUACUAAGGUGAAAAGACAGGAUGUAUUCCGACGAAAUGCUAUGGAUUCUAGGCGGACUAUAAUGAGGAGGACGACAGAC
This is a messenger RNA of Ipomoea triloba (trilobed morning glory), 2843 nucleotides long. Its product is annotated as ATP synthase protein MI25-like. Bases 1825 to 2691 code for a protein of 288 amino acids. Gene Ontology annotation, molecular function: proton transmembrane transporter activity. The transcript is spliced from 3 exons. Gene Ontology annotation, biological process: proton motive force-driven ATP synthesis. The record is from RefSeq and is a predicted model, not a curated record. NCBI's taxonomy places the organism in Eukaryota, Viridiplantae, Streptophyta, Magnoliopsida, Solanales, Convolvulaceae.